Adelges cooleyi (spruce gall adelgid) is the source of this 1680-nucleotide messenger RNA. Its product is annotated as probable serine/threonine-protein kinase yakA. Gene Ontology annotation, biological process: circadian rhythm; regulation of DNA-templated transcription. The record is from RefSeq and is a predicted model, not a curated record. Lineage: Eukaryota; Metazoa; Arthropoda; Insecta; Hemiptera; Adelgidae. Gene Ontology annotation, cellular component: nucleus. Gene Ontology annotation, molecular function: DNA binding; DNA-binding transcription factor activity.
ACUGUGAAAUGGUAGCCGACACGAGCAGUUAUCAUCACCAAAAGCAACAGCAACACCAGCAACAACAGCAGCAGCAUCAGCAGCAGCAACAGCAGCAUCAGCAGCAGCAGCAGCAGCAGCAGUCCGGACUCCACCAUCAGCUGAGCCAUCAUCAGCAACAGCAGCAAAACAGCAUGCAAUACUGCAGCGACAUGGAACAGUCCGGCGGACCGGGAAGCGUGCGGUACGACUCGGUGUCACCCGGGCCAGAGUCCCCGGGAGGCGAACCCUAUCCUCCGGGAUACGACCUGGCGUCGCACUUGCAGCGCAAAGAGUUCUUUGCACAGCGCAAACAGCGCGAGUUCAUUCCGGACAACAAGAAGGACGAGAGCUACUGGGACAGGAGACGGCGGAACAACGAGGCUGCCAAGAGGUCCCGGGAAAAGAGACGGUUCAACGACAUGAUCCUGGAGCAGAGAGUGGUAGAGCUGAGCAAAGAGAAUCACGUGCUCAAGGCGCAGCUGACGGCUAUCAAAGACAAGUUCGGCAUCAGCGGCGAGGCAGUGGUCAGCGUAGAACAGGUAAUGGCUUCGUUGCCGACCAAUGAACAGGUGUUGAGCAUCACUAAACGACCCAAGUUGUCAUCAUCGUACCCACAAAACCCGAUUCCCACUUCGGUGAUCCACCGACCGGUACAGUCGACCACACCGAAGAUGAACGGCAACGGCUAUUACGGACAGUCCGACUGCGCAAUGGACCAACAGGACCGUUCCAACGGUAGCAGCAAUGGUAGUCUCAACGGUGGCAUCGUUCCGGCGGUCACAUCGGCCGCGGCCGUGGCCGCCGCCGCAGCCGCCGGUUACGCGCCGUACUCGUUCACGCCCGUCUUGCCGCCGCUACAGCCGCCGUCGUUCGAAGCGGCCGCCAACAGCGUGUUGAACCUCAGCCGGCGGCCGCCGUCGCCGUACGAGUUGAGCAGUGGCAGCGGCGACGACACGUCGUCGUGCGUGCCCAUAUCGCUGGCGUUCGUGGCCGCGGCCGCCGCCGCCGUCGGUUCCGGCCAUCACAUCAACAACAACAACAACAAUUGUCUGCCGCACAAGCUGCGGCACAAGUCGCACCUCGGCGACAAGGACGUGGCGGCCACGGCCCUGCUGUCUUUACAGGCCAUCAAACAGGAGCCGGGCAGCAGCCGGGCGAGUCCGCCGUGGGACGCGGAGGGCAGCAGCGACGAACGCGACUCCGGCAUCAGCCUGGGCGCCGAAUGGGGCGUCAGGCCGGCCGCCGGUUGCCCGACGUCCGCCGCACCCAGGGCGGUGGCCAUGCAGUCGCCGCCGACGUCCGCGGCCACCGCAGCCGCCGGUGCAGUAGUGGCUGGCGAACCCGCCGACGGCGUGGCCGCAGCCGCCGCCGCCGGAGCCGACGACACCAGACUCAAGUCCGAAGUGGCCCGUCUGGCGUCCGAAGUGGCCAACCUCAAGAACAUCCUGUCCCGGAAGGCCACCAACGGCACGACCGCCCAACAACAACAACAACAGUCCACCGUCGCGGUCAACUGAAACAACAGUCGGCAGGCGACCGUUGCUGUCGUUGAGUGUAAAUCUGAUGCAAACAAAAUGUACAUAUAUAUAUUUAUUUAUAUAUAUAUUAUGUAUUUAUAAAUAAUAUAUAUUUAUAUGUAUUAUGUAUUCAUAAAUAAUA